Molecule: messenger RNA, 1635 nt
Organism: Dama dama (fallow deer)
Lineage: Eukaryota; Metazoa; Chordata; Mammalia; Artiodactyla; Cervidae
Product: zinc finger protein OZF-like
Exons: 2
Coding region: 1-1635 (544 amino acids)
Source: RefSeq, a predicted model, not a curated record
AUGAAACAUCAGGGACCUCAAUCUUCAGACAAGGAUUCUAGAAAUAGUACAUGUAGGAAUAUCUUUUAUCAAACAUCAGGUCUUCCACUAAAGAAAAGUACACAUACAGGAGAGAAGACUUAUAAUUGUGAAUAUAGUGAUAUUUCUAAUCAGUCUUCAAAUCUUACUCAACAACAGAAUAUUCAGGAUCCGCAGAAAAGUUACAAGUGUAAGAAAUGUGAGAAAGCCUUUACUAACUCAUCCAGUCUAAGUAGACACAGGAAAAUUCAUUCAGGAUGGAAACCUUUCAAAGGUACAGAGUGUGGCAAUGCCUCUAAUCAGAAUUCAAAGCUUAGUCAAGAUCGGCAAAUCCACACUGGCAAGAAACCUUAUGAAUGUAAGGAAUGUGGAAAAGCAUUUAUGUCUUGCUCAAAUCUUAGUCAACAUCAGCGAAUUCAUACUGGGGAGGAGCAUUAUAAAUGUACUAAGUGUGGCAAAGCCUUUAAUCAGAACUCAAAGCUUACUCAACAUCAGCGAAUCCAUACAGAGCAGAAACCUUACAAAGGUAAGGAAAGUGGCAAAGCCAUUUUUAGGUGUUCACAUUUCAGUCUGCAUCAGCAAGUUCAUGCUAGGGAGAAACCAAGCAAAUGUAAAGAAUGUGGCAAAGUGUUUCCUUGUAGCUCAUGUCUUACUCAAUAUCAGGUAAUUCAUAUGCAGCAGAAAUCACACAAAUGUAUGAAGUGUGGCAAAGCCUUUAAUAAGAAGUCAAACCUUAGUCAACACCAGAGAAUUCAUACUGGAGAGAAGCCUUAUAAAUGUAAGGAUUGUGGCAAAGAAUUUAAGCAGUGCUCAGGUCUCACUUACCAUCAGAAAAUUCAUACUGGAGAGAAGUCUUAUAAAUGUAAGGAUUGUGGCAAAGCAUUUAGACAGCACUCAUGUCUUACUAAACAUCAAAGAAUUCAUACUGGAGAGAAGCCUUAUAAAUGUAAGGAUUGUGGCAAAGCAUUUAGACAGCACUCAUGUCUUACUAAACAUCAAGUAAUCCAUACUGGAGAGAAAUCUUAUAAAUGUAAAGAAUGCGGAAAAGCCUUCAGUUACUACUCAACUCUUACUAAACACCAGCGAAUUCAUACUGGAGAGAAGCCUUAUAAAUGUAAGGAUUGUGGCAAAGAAUUUAACCAGGGCUCAGGUCUCACUUACCAUCAGAGAAUUCAUACUGGAGAGAAGCCUUAUAAAUGUAAGGAUUGUGGCAAAGCAUUUAGACAGCAGUCAUGUCUUACUAAACAUCAAGUAAUCCAUACUGGAGAGAAAUCUUAUAAAUGUAAAGAAUGCGGAAAAGCUUUCAGUCACUACUCAACUCUUACUGAACACCAGCGAAUUCAUACUGGGGAGAGGCCUUAUAAAUGUAAGGAUUGUGGCAAAGACUUUAGGAAGCACUCAGGUCUUACUUACCAUCAGAUAAUUCAUACUGGAGAGAAACCUUAUAAAUGUAAAGAAUGCGGAAAAGCCUUCGGUCACUACUCAAGUCUUUUUCAACACCAGCGAAUUCAUACUGGAGAGAAACCUUACAAAUGUAAAGAAUGUGGAAAAGCCUUUAUCAAGAACUCAAAUCUUACUCGACAUCAGAGAAUUCAUACUGAAAGAAAAACCUUAUAA